Molecule: messenger RNA, 1434 nt
Organism: Sporothrix brasiliensis 5110
Lineage: Eukaryota; Fungi; Ascomycota; Sordariomycetes; Ophiostomatales; Ophiostomataceae
Exons: 1
Coding region: 1-1434 (477 amino acids)
Source: RefSeq, a predicted model, not a curated record
AUGCCCAUCCCUAUUCCCAUUCCCAUCCCUGUGUCGUCACCGGGUCGUGCGGACUCUCUUCGCGACAACGAUGCACCUGCUCGUCAGGAACGAGAGCGAUCACCAGUUGACUCGCUGCGCUCCUCCCGCAUUUCUUUGAAUUCCAAUCCAUUGCCACCAAGAUCAUCUGGUGUUUUUGGGCAUGGUCCCAAUUCCUCACCGUCGUACCGCCAGCCUGCUUUUUUUAUCAAUAUUCCGAGCACGGCGGCAGAUGACGAGAUCGCCGUCGACGUGCAAAUUGUGACAGGAGGUGGUCCUCGGGAAUGGUACCCGGAGCGGCCGCCUGCGGCAACAAGACAGGGCGCUGAGCGACCGCCAGCGGACCGAGCUGAAAAGCCGCUUGUGCCUCUCUAUAAGCGUUAUGCCGAAGAUGUCUACUAUGGCCGGGUUGCGGGAUUGCCAGAGUGUCCGAGAAUCCAGUUCAGCACCAAGUAUCGCGACUGGCGCACUUUGACGCCAUACAAGGAUUUCCUCAUCUGCCCGACUUGCUACGAUGCUGGGUUUGCACGGACUCAGUGGCGGAACGAGUUUGUGCCGGUGACUGGUAUUGAUCCGAAGCUGAAGACGAACUGCAUCUACGGCGCCAUGCCAUGGUACCAGGUUGCCUUCUUCUUCGUGCGGGCCUUCCAGAUGCCCACGCUGAGUCUUUUGCGGACCAUGUUCAACCGAGAUGAGGAAUUGCGGCUUCCAUGCCCGGGUCCCAGACGCAUUGCUGGCCGCUGGUUCACUGUCCAGGAUCCUCUAGAUGGGCGCCCGGUGAGCAAAUUCACGACCUGCGAGCAGUGCGCAACAGCCAUCACGGUCCUUUUCCCACGACUCAAGAGUCUCUUGCAGGACAACAAUCCAACGCCUCACGACACGACCAACGUUUGCUCGCUGUACUACGAGCCAGAGCGAAAGCGGCUUUGGAAGUUCAUUGAUGUGCUAGAGUCGACCAACAAUGCAAGCAUGGUGAACAAUGCACCCGUGGAUGUGAAUGAGUUUAUCAACAAGAUUUUGGACAUCACCCACUACGAAGAGUGCAAGCGCGACAUCCCGGUGCGCCAGCGCAAGUGGUACUGGAUGCGGACGAUGCCGGACUUUGUGGUCUGCCAAGAGUGCUUCGACGAGGUUGUAUACCCCGUGGUCACGACGUACCGCGGUGUGGCGGGCGAUUUUUACAAGGAGCCCAAGGAGCUGGAUAUUGCGGCAUGCCACCUCUAUUCGCAGCGCAUGCGAGACAUUUUCAAGCGGGCUUGCCAGAACAAUGACAAGGAGUAUCUUGCAAAGAAGCUAGAGGAGCGGGCCGACGUGGCGGCGGACAUCACCGCGCGCAUUCAACGGCUCCCAAAGGCGUCCUCAGCAGACGACGUUGAACAAAUGAAGCUCAUGGCGGAGUGGAAGAAGUGGGAGUAA